Pantherophis guttatus is the source of this 1612-nucleotide messenger RNA. RefSeq names its product arginine vasopressin receptor 1A (gene AVPR1A). Gene Ontology annotation, molecular function: peptide binding; vasopressin receptor activity. The record is from RefSeq and is a predicted model, not a curated record. Gene Ontology annotation, cellular component: plasma membrane. Gene Ontology annotation, biological process: positive regulation of vasoconstriction; G protein-coupled receptor signaling pathway; cellular response to hormone stimulus. NCBI's taxonomy places the organism in Eukaryota, Metazoa, Chordata, Lepidosauria, Squamata, Colubridae.
GGAGUGAAGCCGGGAGCAAGUGGGAUUCAGGGGACGGAAAAGAAGCGAGGCGUGGAGAUAAUUGCGCGGAUUCAUUCCAGGCGUAGAAGGCUCGGUCUAUUAUUUUCUAUUCCUCCGCCUACCUUUUCCUGGUUCAAGAAUAGCAUUGUAGCCCAGCAAGAAAGAGAGGCGCAUCGAUUUUCGCCAGCCGCGAAGAAAUUAAAGGCGGGAAAGCGCACCGAGAGAACUGAAAAGCAAAGCGGCGCCAUGCCGUCCAGCAACCGUCCUGGCGGCUCAGCUUGGACGACGCCUGCGUGGAAUUGGAGCCGUGACUCGCUCGGGAAGGUAGACGGCUCCGAGGGCGGCGUGGACGCGGCGUGGUCAGGGAGCAAAGGCAACGGAAGCAGAGACCCCUACGGGCGGGACGAAGACCUGGCCAAGCUGGAGAUUGCCGUCCUGGCUCUGACCUUCGCCUUAGCUGUGCUGGGCAACUUUUUCGUGCUGCUAGCGCUGCAUCACACGCCGCGCAAAAAGGCAUCCCGCAUGCAUCUUUUCAUCCGGCAUCUGAGCCUGGCCGACCUGGCGGUAGCUUUCUUCCAGAUCUUGCCCCAACUUUGCUGGGAAGUCACGCACCGCUUCCAUGGGCCCGACGGGCUCUGCCGCGUGGUGAAACACCUGCAGGUCUUCGGCAUGUUCGCCUCGGCGUACAUGUUGGUGGUGAUGACGGCCGACCGGUACAUCGCCGUGUGCCACCCGCUCAAGACGCUCCAGCAGCCGAGCAAGCGCUCGCGCUGCAUGAUCGCGGCCGCCUGGGCGCUCAGUUUCUUGCUCAGCGUCCCCCAGUACUUCAUCUUCUCCCUCAGCGAGGUGGAGAGCGGCUCGCAGGUCUAUGACUGCUGGGCGCACUUCAUCAAGCCGUGGGGGGCUCGCGCCUACAUCACUUGGAUGGCCGGCAGUAUUUUCGUGGCGCCCGUCCUCAUCCUGGCCACCUGCUACGGCUUCAUCUGUUACCACAUCUGGAGCAACGUCCGGGACAAGACGCGGCGGCAGAAGCGAGAGUGGGCUCCGCCACACGAGGGCGCCCUGCGCAAGGGGCUGCUCUUCACGCCUCAGGUCAGCAGCGUCAAAAGUAUCUCGCGCGCCAAGAUCCGCACCGUCAAGAUGACCUUCGUGAUAAUUUCGGCUUAUAUUGUGUGUUGGGCCCCUUUCUUCUCGGUGCAGAUGCGUUCCGUCUGGGACGACCACGCCUCCUGGCAGGAUUCAGAGGAUGUAGCAAUUACAGUGACUGCCCUUUUGGCCUGCUUGAACAGUUGUUGCAAUCCAUGGAUCUACAUGUUUUUCAGUGGGCACCUCCUACAAGACUUCUUGCAGAGUUUCUUGUGUUGUCGAAAAAGAUUGAAUAAAGAAGAUACUGAGAGCAUCAGCAGAAGACAGACUUCUUUCACUAAUAAUAUAAGUCCAACAAACAGUUUGGAUACAUGGAGAAAAUCACCAAAUUUAUCAUGAUUUAUUAACCAUUUCAAUUUCUUUCUAGACCAUUGAUAAAAUACUGAUAUCUCUUUGAGUGCCAAAACAGCACUUUAGCUACCAAGUAUCAUAUGAUCAAUAAAGUAAUCAAUUGGCAAAAAAGUUA